Messenger RNA from Gymnogyps californianus (California condor), 5421 nucleotides. RefSeq names its product kinesin light chain 1 (gene KLC1). Gene Ontology annotation, molecular function: kinesin binding. Bases 207 to 2120 code for a protein of 637 amino acids. Gene Ontology annotation, cellular component: kinesin complex; cytoplasm; membrane-bounded organelle. The transcript is spliced from 16 exons. Lineage: Eukaryota; Metazoa; Chordata; Aves; Accipitriformes; Cathartidae. Gene Ontology annotation, biological process: axo-dendritic transport. The record is from RefSeq and is a predicted model, not a curated record.
GUGGUGCUGACCCGCUUCCUUCCCUCCCUCUCUUCGCUCCCCUUCCCCCCCCCAAAAUCCUUUUCCUUCCUCCCUUCCGCCCGCCCAUCGCCGACAUCCUCCUCCGGUCGCCUCCUCCCCACCCACCCCCCCCCGCCCCGGGCUGCGCGGCCCCCGCCGCCUCUGCGAGCGCUGCGCAUAUCGCCCGAGCCUGCAGCACCGAGCGAAUGUAUGAAAACAUGUCCACAAUGGUGUAUUUAAAGGAAGAGAAGUUGGAGAAGCUUACUCAAGAUGAAAUCAUUGCCAAAACUAAGCAAGUGAUUAAUGGACUAGAGGCACUGAAGAAUGAACACAAUUCAAUUUUACAGAGCUUACUUGAAACACUGAAAUGUUUGAAGAAAGAUGAUGAAACUAAUCUGGUUGAAGAAAAAUCAAACAUGAUUCGAAAGUCACUGGAAAUGCUGGAGCUUGGCCUUAGUGAAGCACAGGUAAUGAUGGCCUUGUCAAAUCACUUAAAUGCAGUGGAAUCAGAGAAGCAGAAAUUGCGGGCUCAGGUUCGCCGGCUAUGCCAGGAAAAUCAGUGGCUACGGGAUGAACUAGCCAAUACACAACAGAAACUACAGAAAAGUGAGCAAUCUGUGGCUCAACUGGAGGAAGAAAAGAAACAUCUAGAAUUCAUGAAUCAAUUAAAAAAAUAUGACGAUGAUAUUUCACCAUCAGAGGAUAAAGAUACCGAUUCCACCAAAGAGCCUUUGGAUGACUUAUUUCCCAAUGAUGAAGAUGACCAAGGACAAGGAAUUCAACAGCAGCAUAGCAGUGCUGCAGCUGCUGCCCAGCAAGGUGGCUAUGAAAUUCCAGCAAGAUUAAGGACCCUCCAUAAUCUUGUUAUUCAGUACGCUUCCCAAGGUAGAUAUGAGGUUGCUGUACCUCUCUGUAAACAAGCUCUUGAAGAUCUGGAGAAGACUUCAGGUCAUGAUCAUCCUGAUGUUGCCACUAUGUUGAACAUACUUGCUUUGGUGUACAGAGACCAGAACAAAUACAAAGAUGCAGCAAAUCUCCUGAAUGAUGCCUUGGCUAUCCGCGAAAAGACUUUGGGCAAAGAUCAUCCAGCGGUGGCAGCAACUCUAAACAACCUUGCAGUACUUUAUGGUAAACGGGGAAAGUACAAAGAAGCUGAACCGUUGUGUAAGCGAGCUCUGGAAAUCAGAGAAAAGGUCCUGGGGAAAGAUCACCCUGAUGUUGCCAAACAAUUAAAUAACUUGGCUUUACUAUGCCAGAACCAGGGUAAAUAUGAGGAGGUUGAAUACUAUUAUCAGAGGGCACUGGAAAUUUACCAAACUAAGCUGGGACCAGAUGAUCCAAAUGUUGCAAAAACAAAGAAUAACCUGGCAUCCUGCUAUCUAAAACAGGGCAAAUUUAAGCAAGCGGAAACUUUAUACAAAGAGAUUCUUACUCGCGCUCAUGAACGGGAAUUUGGCUCUGUAGAUGAUGAAAAUAAGCCUAUUUGGAUGCAUGCAGAAGAGAGGGAAGAAUGCAAAGGAAAGCAAAAAGAUGGCACAUCUUUUGGAGAAUAUGGUGGCUGGUACAAAGCUUGCAAAGUUGACAGUCCAACAGUAACAACUACCUUAAAGAACCUUGGGGCACUUUACAGACGACAGGGCAAAUUUGAAGCUGCUGAAACAUUAGAAGAGGCAGCAAUGAGAUCUCGUAAACAGGGUCUUGACAAUGUUCAUAAACAGAGAGUUGCUGAAGUGCUGAAUGACCCUGAGAGCAUAGAAAAAAGGCGAAGCCGAGAAAGCCUCAAUGUUGAUGUGGUAAAGUACGAGAGUGGUCCUGACGGAGGCGAGGAAGUGAGUAUGAGCGUAGAAUGGAAUGGGGAUGGCACUGGAUCUUUAAAACGCAGUGGUUCCUUUAGCAAACUUCGUGCUUCCAUUAGACGCAGCAGUGAGAAGCUGGUUAGAAAGCUGAAGGGAGGAAGUUCACGGGACAGUGAACCAAAGAAUCCAGGCAUGAAGCGUGCCAGUUCUCUGAAUGUUCUUAACAUGGGUGGCAAGGCUACUGAAGAUCAUUUUCAAGAACGAAAUAAUUGUCUGACAGACUCGAGAGCUCUGAGUGUCAGUCAUACUGAUUUGGCGCAUUGAGAUUCUUGGACAGAAGCUAGCUAAUAUUCCUUUGUGAAUAAAGAAGCACUGAGACCUUCAAAGCUUUGGUUCCUCAUCUUUAUGUAUAGGAACACCUAGUUUGUAGAUUUUUGGGUUUGUUUUUUUUUUUUUCCAAUGGACUGCUGUUUUUACUUUUCUAAAUAGGGAUGAUUUUAAACACAGCAUUAGUGGGUAUUUUCUUCUACAGGAAAACUAUAUAGAUAUAUAUUGCUCAUUGCACUGCUCCCAUUCAUGCUACUUUGAGUUCUUUAAUAGAUCUGAAUAUUACAGCAGCCAAAAAAAAAAAGUAAAAAUAUGAACAUAUUUAAAGCAUACCAAAAUGCGAAGAUGUUUGAAAAUGCAGAUAAAAUUAAGUGUGUGGCAGUAAAUAUAUACAGUGCUGGAAUGAGAAAAGGAUAAGUUUAUGCGCAUUACUGUAUAAACUCGAAUUGAGCAUACUGUAUUGGUGGGGCUUUCCUUUGCACCACUGAUUAUUGUAAUGUUAGAACCCUUAGCUGGCAAAACAGCACUUGGACACAGCUUACUUAACCACUAGAUUGAGCUAUUAAAUUUUAGAGAAGAAAUGGUUGGGGUUACGUUACCGAUAGAUAGCGUGAGUAGCAAUACCUGUGACCAUAACUUUGAUACUUGUUGAUGUAAGUCUUAGGGCACAAUAGUCGAUGGAGACAGGACAGUUGAUGUUGAUCAGGAGAAAUGGAAAAUGUUUUGACCUUUACCUUGUAUGGUUGAAGAAUACUGAAGUUUUGGACUGCGACUGUCCCAGAGCAGCUGCUGUUGCUCUUAGGGAGACAUCAAGCCUCAGGUUGACUUUCUUGCUUGUCCACUGGAAUUCACAAUCCCAUUCUCUGUAUGCUGAAAGUGCUCCAACACUUCCUUAUGCCGAUCCCAAAUCCUGCCGUUCUCCAUAAUAGCUGAUGACAGCAGCAGCGGGCAACUGCACGCUAGGCUGUUACACUGUGGAGUAGCUGCUGUGCAAAGGACCACUCGAAUCCGAAGGGCCCCAGUGGAAGCACGAGAUGGCCAUAAGUGGCAAGCAACUCGUUUGACCACGCAUCCAUGUUAAAUCUACUUACGGUUAAUAUAUAUGCUGUCUGUAUACAGGACUGCUGCUGGAACUAAGUAUGUAUGUUUUAAGUAUUUUAUAGACUAGUAUUUCCUCUUGCUUUUCUGUAAAGCUUGUAAUUUUGUUCAUCUUUUGUAAAAAUUCUUACUCAUGUGAAGUUGGAUGAGAAAGUAAAAAAAAACCACCAGCGUGUGUACAGAUGUAUUUGUGGUCAUAGCUGUGAGUUGGAAAAUGCCAAACGAAAUUAACUUUGGGAAAAGCUGGAAUAUUCAAGGUUAGCGCCAACUGAAGGAGGUAAAACAUAGGGACAUGUUUUAGUAUUUGAACAGGCUGUGAAGAGUCAUUAGAAUUAGUACUUUGUAGAAGUAUUUGACUGGCUUUGCAUCUGGUUUUAAGUUGUGUUACAAUACCUGAUGCAAAAAGUUGUAUAUGUAAUGCACUUGACUAUGUUUACCAGGAGGUACCUUAUUAGCAUCUCUUCAAAGAAAGCUGCGUAUGGUAUACCUGCUAUAAAGACAGUUUAGAAAUGGUGAGAUACGAUGCUGCUAAUAUGUAGAAGUUUUAGCACAGAGUAGUGCAAUUCAUUAAUGAACUCGAGCAAGAACAGAUUGUUGCUCAGUUAUCUUAACAAUGUAUACUCAUAUAAUGUAGACUCUUGAGUUUUAAUCUUUUUAUUAAGAGCUUUUUAUAUUAAAAAAAACCCAUAAUAUAUAUACUUUUUUUCCCCCUAAAGCAAAACAUGUUAUAUGCACCCAUUGGUUAAUCCAGUUCUCUGCACAAAGCCAGACCGAGCUAGCUUUGCACAAGGAGCUGUACAGGCGGUUGCCAAGCUGGGUGGGUACCCGAGCCCAACCGACAGGCGGGCCGAGGAGACGGCAGGAGAACCCUGCCGCAGCUGGCGCUUCCCCGAGCAGCCUGCAAUGGUGUCAGCGGUCCCUCUGGCCGUACCCGUGAGCAACUGGCACUGCAGACACCCCUUGCAGUCAACCCGGUUCACACCAGCACGGUGCUACUGCUGUAGGAGUGGCUCAGCGGGCCUCGUAACACACAGUUCUGUGGAGUUGAGUGUUUCACUCGGAGACCGUUACAGAAGUCCGGCUUCCAAAAAAAACCCACAAAACUGUGUGGACACAGAACUGACUUUGGUAAUAAGGAAUUCCUUAAAAGAAAUUGAAGAGUGUGUUUUCUACAUUCAUCUUUCAACUUUUGAAGGAAAAUUAUUUUUGCAACCUCUCAAAAAAAAAAAACCAACCAAACUCGUGUAAAUAGCAAUAAAAUAUUUAACCAUGCCAGAUUACAAUGUACAUUAAGUUUUUAAAAUGCAAGACCGUGGUAUAUUGAUGGUGAUAGUGAGGGAACUUUCUUGUUCAGGGUCUUACUGUUGGUGGCAUUACUAGUACUGUGCUUUUAAAUGUUUUAAACCUUUAUAUAGUAUUUUAAAGUGUGUUGGAAGAUUAAGUUGUUGAGCUACUGCUUAUUAAACAAUUCUUACACUUAAAAGGUUAAAUUUUUUUUCAGAGAAGAAACAAAUUUCUAGACUUCUCUAAUGCGUAAAUCCCCAAGAAUGACAGCCAAGUCCUUCCAGUUACAAGCCAAUGAGCUGUUUGCAGUUUGAGAAGAACUUGUAAAGUACAAAAACAAAGUUUAGGUCAACAUUCCUUGUGUUUGACUCACGAAUGAAUUACUGUCAGGAUAUGGUUUGUAUACAUUGAAAUUUCAGGUGGGCUUCUCAGUUUGCUUUUAUGUAAGAUUUUUUUCUGAAUUUCCUCUGUUCCAGUUGUAGCUAACAGUCUGCAUAAAGUAUAAAAGCAGAAUACCCAGUUGUAUAAUUCUUGGAUGUCUUCAGUACCAAACCAAAUCAACAGCUCUGAUGAAACAGAAAACUAGAAAAGACCUUCAAAAUUGACAGGCAUCUUGUUAGGAAAAAUGCAGCUGUGGUAGUGCUGUUGUGGUUUUAUUGUAGCAAGUUUGUCCUUGCCCAGAAUUGUAAGGGUGAACUUCAUUAAAAACAUCGUGAGGACUCCGGGUUAGGCCAGUUCGUCUAGAUUCUCCUAUGAACAGUGGCUAGUUCUUCUGGGGUAUGCAGUCAGCGAGGGUCGUGUGUAGGAUGAAUCACGCAUGGAAUUGUUACUGAUAGAAAGGUGCCUGUUGCCCUUCUGUCAGUCUGGUUGUGUGCUGGUCCUUAGGAAUAUUGGCAAUAUUUGGUCUUGAGUUUAG